ACUGGAUGGGCGACUACUUCGGGCGCCGUGUUCCGACUGCGGUUGGUGCUCUCAUCAUCAUUGUCGGUGCUCUUGUCGAGCUGUUCUCCUCGACUCUAUCCAUGUUCAUUGGUGGCAAGGUUGUUAUCGGCCUCGGAUCGACCAUGGUGCAACUAGGCGCGCCAGUGCUGGUCACUGAACUUACUCAUCCCAAAGAAAGAGCCAAGGUCACGACUGUCUACAACACUGGAGUCUAUCUGGGAUACGUUAUCGGAGCUUGGGUCACGUUUGGCUGCAUCAAGAUCAACACCGACUGGCAAUGGAAGCUCCCAACACUGUUACAGGUCAUACCGUCAGUGUAUCAGCUCACCCUAUUAUGGUUUUGUCCUGAGUCACCUCGUUGGCUGAUCGCAAAGGGCAAAGAAGAUCAAGCAAGAGCCAUUCUGGUCAAAUACCACGGCGAAUGUGACCCCAACUCCGAAUUGGUUGGUAUCGAGAUGUCUGAAAUCAUCGAAGCACAAGCAAGGGAAGCCGCAGCGAACGUGUCAUGGGCUGCCUUCUUCUCAAGCAAGGCUAACUGGAGACGCAUAUUUCUGUGUACAUGCGUAGCAACUUUCUCUCAAACCACUGGCAACUUACUCGUUUCCAACUAUCUUGCAAAGAUCCUAAAAGACACCGGACUCGAUUCCACUUUUGACAGCACCCUCAUCAACGGCAUGUCUACUCUCUGGUCAUACAUCUGCUCGUUGGCGGUAGCAGGUUUUGUGGACAGAUUCAACAGACGGACCUUUUUCCUCACAGGCUCUAUUGGCUCACUGGUUGUCUUCGUCGCAUGGACUAUCGCCGCCCAACAGUAUGUCGAUGAGGGCUCGAUCGCUGCAGGCCGCUUCAUCGUCGCUUGUAUCUUUCUUUUCCAGGCUUUCUAUACCAUCGGAUGGCUCAACUUCGUAGUGACCUAUCCCCUUGAGAUUGUUACAUAUCAGAUGCGAGCCAAAGCUUGGUCCUAUGUUCUUUUGGUCAUCCAAGCUUCUCAGAUCUUUGGUAACUAUGUCAACCCCGUUGCGCUGGAAAACAUUGGCUGGCACUGGUACAUCUACUACUGUGUCUGGAUUGCUUGCAUCGUCGCGAUUGUGUACUUCUUCUUUGUGGAAACCAGAGGUCCGACACUUGAGGAAAUUGCUGUUAUUUUCGAUGGACCGAACGCUUAUCCUUCUGCUGAGAAGCAUUCCUUUUUGAACGGCACAGAAAAGGCUACCCAUCUAGAGUUGUCGCAUGUAGAAAAGGUUUGAGCUUUGUGCACUAUAGCGCGGCAAUUCGUGCCGUCCGAGUCGUAGAGCCUAUGACCAGCCUUAUAGUGGAGAUAACUUGAAAGAAUCGUAUCAUAUGUCAUUAACUUAGGGGUCCUGUUACUGUCCGCCGUGCCACAAUGAUCUUUGCAGGUUCUCCUGGUUCGGUUUAGUCCGACAGACCCACAAACAACAGAAUUUUUGAAUUUGGUGCUUAAAACACUGCAAUGAACCCCUAUCGUUUCCUGGCGAGUUCAUCAAUCGAGCUUGCCUAUAUCAACAAGCUCAUCAGUGC
Aureobasidium pullulans EXF-150 is the source of this 1560-nucleotide messenger RNA. RefSeq names its product putative MFS hexose transporter. Gene Ontology annotation, cellular component: membrane. Gene Ontology annotation, molecular function: carbohydrate:proton symporter activity. Gene Ontology annotation, biological process: carbohydrate transport; transmembrane transport. The transcript has a single exon. The record is from RefSeq and is a predicted model, not a curated record. The coding region runs from base 6 to 1268 and encodes 420 amino acids. Lineage: Eukaryota; Fungi; Ascomycota; Dothideomycetes; Dothideales; Saccotheciaceae.